AUGUCAUUCUUUGCAACCAAGAAGAACACCCGGGUGACCAACAAUCGUAUCAAUAUCGGAUACGACGAGCAACAUCGGGCUGCACCGACGGCGGAGUUGCAUAGCUCCUUGGCCCGCGACAUUGGUCAUGUCGUUCGGACCCAUUGCCCGAUGCAAUGGAAGUCUUGGAAGGUCAUGUCUGACGAGAUCAAGACAGAGGUUCGCGGCCAGUUGUCGACGAACUACAACUUGGAGAGGACCUCGACGACGAGUCGUUGGCGUACGUCAACAGACUCUUCUCUUAGAGGUACAAACAGUGGAAGAGCGACUUGCACCCCUAUUUUGAGGCGUUUGAUGAUCCGCAAGUCACUCUUCAGGAGGGUUGCCCGAAGGAGCUUGAGGGGCGGGAGGAUAGUUGGGCGUGGAUCUGCGCUCAUUUUCAGGCGCUCGCUUUUGUCAAUAAAGCCAAAGUCAAUAAGGGCAAUAGGAGGAAGAAGACUCUUCUCCACCAUUCAGGUUCCAGGCCCUUCUCCUAUAGGAUGGAUGCACGACGGCAGGGGGGGUCCAAAUUCCCAAAGAUCGACAUCUUUGGCGACGAUGGUGGAGAAGAGCCAGUUGGUUCUUCAGGAGUCCGCCUCCCAACUUCCUCCCGAUACUCCAAUUGAGUUUGUGGAUCCUCCACAGGAUGUUGGGUUUUAG
Messenger RNA from Prunus armeniaca (apricot), 678 nucleotides. Lineage: Eukaryota; Viridiplantae; Streptophyta; Magnoliopsida; Rosales; Rosaceae. The record is from the annotation of a GenBank genome assembly.